Messenger RNA from Oncorhynchus nerka (sockeye salmon), 5753 nucleotides. RefSeq names its product serine/threonine-protein kinase OSR1-like. Gene Ontology annotation, molecular function: protein serine/threonine kinase activity; ATP binding. The record is from RefSeq and is a predicted model, not a curated record. The transcript is spliced from 17 exons. Gene Ontology annotation, biological process: protein phosphorylation. Lineage: Eukaryota; Metazoa; Chordata; Actinopteri; Salmoniformes; Salmonidae. The coding region runs from base 157 to 1689 and encodes 510 amino acids. Gene Ontology annotation, cellular component: cytoplasm.
GUCAAAGUUGUGUUGACAGUAGUAGCAGCAGCAGCAGGAACUGUCAGGGCGAGGUAGCUAACAUCACGAGCCGAAUGGAGUAAUUAUCUCGUUAUAUUUCAAGAAAACCAAACCCCCACCACAUUCCUUAUAACACCGUAAACCUCCAACGAAACCAUGGCAGAGGACUCGAGUGCUCAAACUUGGUCCAUCAACAAGGACGACUAUGUACUCAACGAGGUGAUUGGGAGUGGUGCCACGGCCGUGGUGCAGGCGGCCUACUGUGAGCCCAGGAAGGAGAGGGUGGCCAUUAAACGCAUCAACCUGGAGAAGUGUCAGACCAGCAUGGACGAGCUCCUGAAAGAGAUCCAGGCCAUGUCCCAGUGCCACCACCCCAACAUUGUGUCCUACUAUACGUCUUUCGUAGUGAAGGACGAGCUGUGGCUGGUGAUGCGACUCCUCAGUGGUGGCUCAGUACUGGACAUCAUUAAACACAUCAUAUCUCGUGGGGAACAUAAGUCUGGGGUUCUGGAUGAGUCGUCCAUAGCCACCAUCCUCAAAGAGGUUCUAGAAGGACUGGAGUACCUACAUAAGAACGGGCAGAUCCACAGGGAUCUAAAGGCCGGAAAUAUUCUUCUCGGUGACGAUGGCUCAGUGCAAAUCGCAGACUUUGGUGUGAGUGCCUUCUUAGCGGCUGGAGGAGACAUGACCAGGACCAAGGUCAGGAAGACGUUUGUUGGGACACCAUGUUGGAUGGCCCCAGAGGUCAUGGAGCAGGUCAGAGGUUAUGACUACAAAGCAGAUAUCUGGAGUUUUGGGAUCACAGCCAUUGAGCUGGCUACAGGAGCUGCACCAUAUCACAAAUAUCCACCCAUGAAGGUGCUGAUGCUGACCCUGCAGAAUGACCCUCCCUGCUUGGAGACGGGCAUCCAGGACAAGGAGAUGGUGAAGAAGUAUGGCAAGUCCUUCAGGAAGAUGAUCUCACUCUGUCUACAGAAAGAGCCUGAGAAAAGACCAACUGCUGCUGAGCUGCUGAAACACAAAUUCUUCACGAAAGCAAAGAAUAAUGAAUACUUGGAAGAGAAGCUGCUUCAGAAGGGUCCAUCGAUAGGAGACCGAUCCAAACGGGUGCGUCGCGUGCCUGGUUCCAGUGGUCGUCUCCAUAAGACCGAGGACGGGGAGUGGGAGUGGAGUGAUGACGAGUUGGACAUGGAGAGUGAAGAGGGCCAGGCUGCUGUGGCAGCUCUACGGUCUCCCAGAGUGAAAGAUGGCUGCAUCGAGAUUUUCCCUCCAGAGGAUGGUUCGCCCAGUCUGCUCCGUCCAGGAGGGGCAGGGCAGGACAAGGACAAGCCAGACGAGGCCACCCUGAUCCAGGGGGACGUUCCAGCCCAGGACCCCGCUGCCGCCUCCACCACCAAAGUCCCCAUCAGCCUGGUGUUGAGGUUGAGAAACUUGAAGAAAGAACUGAAUGACAUCCGUUUUGAGUUUAUGCCUGGAAGAGACUCAGCUGAUGGAGUUUCUCAGGAGUUAGUUUCAGCAGGACUGGUGGAUGGGAAAGACUUAGUGGUCGUUGCUGCCAAUUUGCAGAAGAUUGUUGAUGAUCCUCUCAACAAUAAAAAUGUCACUUUCAAACUGGCAUCUGGCAUAGAUGAGUCCGAGAUCCCUGAUGAUGUCAAGCUGAUGGGUUUCGCUCAGCUCAGCAUCAGUUAACUCAACGGUCUUUCAUCAAAGAACAACAACAACAACAGUAUUGUGGAGCAAACGUAGUUCUAAUUUCCAAGACGUCACUACUGCCAAGGAAGAAGAGCUGCGUUUGUCAACCUGUAGGGUUCUUUUCUUUACUGAACUCUGCUGUGUUAGUUAAAAUGGACGGGCUAUGAGAACAGGACCAGCGCAACAGUAAAACAACAACAACAAGUUAGAACAGGAAAUCACAUUAUGAAAGAGUUUUAUACAACGUGUAUCUGGGAGGGAGGACGACACAACGUGUAUCUGGGAGGGAGGACGACACAACGUGUAUCUGGGAGGGAGGACGACACAACGUGUAUCUGGGAGGGAGGACGACGUCGCAAUCAACGAUGUCAUCAUCGACUUAUCAUUUUUUUUUUUUUUUUAAAUGAAUAAACAAACAACAAACCAUUUUUCUUAGUUAGUGUUGUACAAUCCAAAAGCAUUAUAUAAUACAAUGUAACUGCUGCCAGUUCUGGAAGUGGUAACAACAACAUAAAUGCCUUUUUAUCGACCGUGCCACUGAACCAACUGAGUAUUGUGUGUGUGUAGAGGCCUCCACUAUUGGAUUACAUACUGUAUACUGCCUCUCAAAUGGACACCUAUUACCUACAUCGUGCACUAUUUAUGGGCUUCGGUCAAAAGUAGUGCACUAUGUAGGGGGGGGGGGGGCAUUUGGGACGUGGACAUGGUAUAUUAGGCAGUGUAAACGACCGGGGGGGGGGGGGGGUCUUAGUAAGGAUCUAUUACAGUGUGGAUCUAUGUAGUAGAGGGAUUAAAUGGCUUGAGUUCACUUGAUAAUAUGAUUGAUAUCAAACUGUAGGGGCUCUUAGUCACACACAGUUUAAACCCCUUAUUACACCAUGACUAGCCAGUUUUCUCAUGGCAUUUCUCUUCGUGUGUAUCAUAACACAAGUUGACGUAAGUUUUCUUAGCUGUCUCAUACGCUUUCUUGAGUGUAUCUGUUGGUUAUAACCUCUCAUAGGGGUAUCAUAAGUUAACAGUUAACUUACGACAGCUGAUGUCGACAUCAGCUGUUAUAACCUCUCAUUGCUGUAUCAUUAGUUCAGGUUACCCCAGACAGACAGGACAGACAGACCUCGUUGCUCUAACGUGGAAGGGGGUCUGUUCAGGAGGGAGAAAUGUUACAGGGCAUAGUGAAAUGUUCAGAUGUUUAAAAAAUAAAAAAAUGUAUAGUGUAGAACAGAUAGGAUUGCCUGUCCUAUAUAUUCAGGAGUCGGUGUCUGCUCUAUUCAUUACAUUUCUAUGUGCAAACCUUCUGGACCGUGAAUCCAGUGUUUUAAUACGUGAAGGUAAAACAAUACCUUACUGAGACCUUGAUAAUUAUGGUCUUGGGAGUGACUAUGCAACUUUGUCUCUGUAAUGUCCAGUACCAGCGGUUCACUAGCCACUGGACCGCUGUUCUCUCGCUAGCUAGCUGCCAUCCCUAUGGCAACUGGACCGCUGUUCUCUCGCUAGCUAGCUGCCAUCACUAUGACAACUGGACCGCUGUUCUCUCGCUAGCUAGCUGCCAUCACUAUGGCAACUGGACCGCUGUUCUCUCGCUAGCUAGCUGUCAUCACUAUGGCCACUGGACCGCUGUUCUCUCGCUAGCUAGCUGCCAUCACUAUGGCCACUGGACCGCUGUUCUCUCGCUAGCUAGCUGUCAUCACUAUGGCCACUGGACCGCUGUUCUCUCGCUAGCUAGCUGCCAUCACUAUGGCCACUGGACCGCUGUUCUCUCGCUAGCUAGCUGUCAUCACUAUGGCCACUGGACCGCUGUUCUCUCGCUAGCUAGCUGUCAUCACUAUGGCAACUGGACCGCUGUUCUCUCGCUAGCUAGCUGUCAUCACUAUGGCCACUGGACCGCUGUUCUCUCGCUAGCUAGCUGUCAUCACUAUGGCCACUGGACCGCUGUUCUCUCGCUAGCUAGCUGUCAUCACUAUGGCCACUGGACCGCUGUUCUCUCGCUAGCUAGCUGUCAUCAUUAUGUCUCUUCUAUCAAUAGCUAGCUAUUUGUCAUUAUGUUUCUUAUCAAUAGCUAACUAUUUGUCAUCAUUAUGUCUCUUAUCUCACUAGCUAGCUGUCAUCAUUAAGGCCACUGGACCUCUGUACUCUCACUAGCUAGCUAGCCGUCAUCAUUAUGUCUCUAUAGACAUUAAUGUCCGUUCCGUCAUCGUAAAUGGACAAAAUAAUUUGUGUCGUCCAAUCCAUCCACUCACCUGAAACUCACCGACUGUAGCCACUCCCACUUUACAUUUGUAUGUUGGUUGGUUGGACAAGCUACUAUGAAAAUAUAGUUUACCAAUUACUUCACGCUGGAAGAAGUUAAGCUAUACUAAAGUUACCCUUAAGGAAAACACAGCUUAACAAAAGUUACUUAGGAGAAAGUAGUUUACUACAAACUUUGAAAAAUAUCUGAAUCUGAAAUGGCAAACUACAAAUUAAACAAAAAGUUUAAGAAUUAGGUAGGUCUGAUUCUGAAAAAGAAAGCAUAUUCAUGCCUACUUAACACAUUCAACUUGUCGCAACAACAACAAAACAGUAGUGUGUAGUUCCAGUAGUUAGCUACAACGCUACUGAAAACACUACCAAGAUUUGAAUUUUAAUUAAACUACCGGCAAGCUACUGCAAAAUGUAAUUAAAUGACUAGUUGAACUAAAAUUUGAAAAUGUAGUUCACAACUCCCUAACACGGUUGGUUGGUGUGUGAUGUGCAUUUGCUGGUUCAGGUACUGUUUUGUAAUUUGGUCUAUUUAGCAGAUGAUGUAUUUCAUAAAGGUACGUACAUUUUUAUAAUGGGAACUGAUGAUGGAUGACCCACCAUGCACUGUCAGUCACACGCCCUCCCGAAGGUAUGUUUGUGAGUAGGAGCAAAGAAAAACAUUGACUGUUUCUGGAGUACAUUUCUAAGACUGAAGAAAGGCUCUUAUUGUACAUGUGAUUACGUCAGAAAAAUAACUGGUAUACUUGAUCAGCUCACCCAGUCUAUAAGUUAAAAUAAUUAAACUACAGUGAGUUGUUUUUUUUGUUUUUGUUUUCCUUUUGUAUCGAGUUUUCCCACUGUUGGCCUUCUGUUAGAUAUUCAUCACUAAUUCCAAGUUAUGUUGCUAAUCAUGCCACAUCUGAUUUGCUAAAUUGGCACCUUUUAAAAAAUAUAUAUAUAUAUUAUUAUUAACAUAGCUGCGUAUUUUAUUUCAAAAGGCUUGUGAUCUGGCUGACAUUCUAUGAUUUUGUUGUCAUGGUGAUAUUUUAAUAUGCAAUUUGUAUUUUUCGAAUCACUGAAACCGUUCCAAUUUAGAGUUGGUUUCCUGUAGUAAGUCUCACAAACUGGAAGGAUGUUCCUCAACAAAUGUAAAUGUAGGUCUAGCUAACAAACACGGCAAAAUGACAACUGACCCCUUUCCCACUAGUGUGUGAUAUGCUGCUUUCAGACUGAGCAAUAAUGUUGAAGAAAGUUAGCCUGGGUGCCAGUUUCUUUGUGCCAUCAUCCCAAAUCCCUGUCACUCAUUGUCAUGGAAAACAAUGCAAUUGGCAAGAGAAUAAACAGAUUUGCGACACCCAGGCUAGAAGAAAGCGUGAGCUGAUAGCAAAAUGUCUCUUUCCCCUCUGUAUUGUGAUACCAAUUGGAAAGCCACUGUUGUCAGGUAGAUAUCUGUCACAAGGCAAACUCUUUUGAAUGAUGAGUAUUUAUUAUAACACUCACUUGGAAAUUAAUGAACUUUAUGAUUUUUUUUUUUUUUUUAAUUUGGAAGUUGGUUUUACUUGAAACCAAUGCAUAUAUUUUCAAUGUUGUGUAUCGUCACAAAACGUGCACGUGAUCAAAAUCAAGUGUGUUGAUUAUUUGACGAAUGUUAUUUGUGAAACCUUUUAGAAAUUAAAUUCCAAAACGUGAUGUCAUGAAUUAAAAGCCCUUUGCCGAAUCAAUGUUGUAAAUGUGUGGUUAAAAGAAAAUUGCCAUCACACACAAACAUGAAAAAAAAAAAAACUUGUCAACUAUUAUUUCUAAAAACUGGUGAAUAGGCAAAUAAAAUCACAUUAUUUGAA